UCGGCACGGGGGGCGGAGGCGAGACCGGAACCGAGUCGGCGCAGCCUCGGCUGCCAUCUCAGCACCUCGGGGUGCUGCUCCUGCCCUGGGACCCCCACGCCAAGGCAGCAUGGAGGAUUUGGACGCUUUGCUGGCAGAACUGGAGCAGAGCUCCUGUCUGGCCUCCAAGGACUGUGCGCUGCAGGGACCAAGCUCCUGCCAGGAUGCCCAGCAAGGUGCCCAGAAGGCGCCGCUGCCGCCUCGAGCUCAGCCUCCAGGAGAAGGUUUGGAUUCAGUGUACAGCACCCCUGUGCCAGUCCCAAAGCCGCUGCUCCCCUCACCCCCACCCACGGAGGCCGCCUGGCAGCUGGAUGAGCUCCUGGCCGACCUGGGCCACACGCAGAGCAAGCAGCUGGCAGCUGCAGGGCGGGGAGCCGGGGUGCGCACAGAGUCCUUGCUGGACAACAUGCUGGACAGCCUCACGCGCGACCUGCAGGAGCUGGGCAUCACAGCCGCGCCCACCGGCGUCUGCGCCGCGUGCCGCAAGCCCAUCGCCGGCAAGGUGCUCACAGCCCUGGGCAGAACCUGGCACCCCGAGCACUUCACCUGCGCCCGCUGCGGGCGGGAGCUGGACAAGAAGCCCUUCUUCGAGCAGGGUGGGCGGGCGUUCUGCGAGGAGGAUUAUCACCAGGCCUUCUCCCCGCGCUGUGCCUACUGCGCCGGCCCCAUCCGCGAGAAAGUCCUCACGGCCCUGGAGCGGACCUGGCACCCCGAGCAUUUCUUCUGCGCCCACUGCGGGAAGGUGUUCGGAGAUGAGGGGUUCCUGGAGCACAACGGGAAGCCAUACUGCCACCAGGACUUCCUGGCCAUGUUUGCCCGCAAAUGCCAAGGCUGUGAGCGCCCUGUCCUGGACAACUACUUGUCGGCCCUGGAGGGUGUCUGGCACACCGAGUGCUUCGUGUGCACGGAGUGCCUGACUGGCUUCACCGGCGGGUCCUUCUUCGAGCUGGAGGGGCGGCCCUACUGCGAGCUGCACUUCCACCAGCGGCAGGGCACCAUCUGCCACGGCUGCGGCCGCCCCGUCACCGGGCGCUGCAUCACGGCCGCGGGGCGCAGGUACCACCCCGAGCACUUCGUCUGCACCUACUGCCUGGGCCGGCUGCACAAGGGCACCGUCCGCGAGUGCGGUGACAAGAUGUACUGCCAGCCCUGCUACGACAAGCUCUUUGUCUGAGCCCCAGGCGCCCAGCACACGGCCUACCCACCAUCACCACACCAGGCUUUGUCCCUGCUGACCCAAACACACCUCAGAUCCUGCUCACCAACAUCCCUGGCGCUGG
This is a messenger RNA of Hirundo rustica (Barn swallow), 1319 nucleotides long. It is a transcript of the gene LPXN, whose product is annotated as leupaxin. The transcript is spliced from 9 exons. NCBI's taxonomy places the organism in Eukaryota, Metazoa, Chordata, Aves, Passeriformes, Hirundinidae. Bases 110 to 1213 code for a protein of 367 amino acids. Gene Ontology annotation, biological process: positive regulation of substrate adhesion-dependent cell spreading; cell-cell junction organization; cell-cell adhesion. Gene Ontology annotation, cellular component: cytoplasm; cell-cell junction; focal adhesion. The record is from RefSeq and is a predicted model, not a curated record.